Mercenaria mercenaria is the source of this 6263-nucleotide messenger RNA. Its product is annotated as calcium uptake protein 1, mitochondrial-like. Gene Ontology annotation, molecular function: calcium ion binding. Lineage: Eukaryota; Metazoa; Mollusca; Bivalvia; Venerida; Veneridae. The transcript is spliced from 13 exons. Gene Ontology annotation, biological process: calcium import into the mitochondrion; mitochondrial calcium ion homeostasis. Gene Ontology annotation, cellular component: uniplex complex. The record is from RefSeq and is a predicted model, not a curated record. The coding region runs from base 146 to 1705 and encodes 519 amino acids.
CGUAAGUCAAGGAAACAACAGCAACAACAACAACAUCUGCAGCAGUAUUCGGUAAUCAAACAAGUCCAUAUAGGGAUAUUUUUUUGGACUUUAAAGCUAUUGAUAUGGAUAUCAAUGUCUGGUACUAAAGAAGAUAUUAAAUAAAAUGGCUAUGGCUGGGAUAGAGAAGACGCGAUUUCUGCUUCUGCCUAGAAAUCUGUCAGCUGUGGCUCUUCACCCAUGUAAACGCUUGUUUUUCACAUCUAUUUCUGCCAGUUCCAAUCAGGUCAGACUUAACUACCGUGAAAAUGGAAUAUACAAGCAUGUUUGCUUCAGAGCACCUGCAAGUUUAUGUAUAAGUUUACGACAACACAUGAGUGUAACAAGGAACAGUGCUAGGUACACAGAUUUUGGACACAAAAGGAGACCUUUCAAAUGGAAGACGUUUUUAAUAGUCUGUUUGAUGUGUGUCAUUGCACUUGCAACUUUAGUAGAGAAAGCAGAUGCUGCAUCAUCUGAGGUGGAAGGAGAUCAAAGUGUAGAACAGGGGGAGAAAGAUGGGGAUGGGGAACCAGAGAAAGAAGGAAAGAAAAAGAAGAGGAUAGGAUUUCAUGAUAAAAGAAUGAUUGAGUAUGAAAACAGAAUACGAGCCUACUCCACCCCUGAUAAGAUAUUUCGUUACUUUGCGACGCUCAAAGUUCACAGCAGUGGGGAAUGGGAAGUGUUUAUGACACCUGAAGAUUUUGUCAGGUCUAUCACACCUGGGAUGCUUCAACCUGAAGGCCUUGGUCUUGACCAGUUCAAAAAGUUUGAUCCACAGAAGGAAAGUGUUGCGGAAUUGUUUGACAAGAUAGAGCUGGAUAUAGAACCAGACAGUAUCUUCAACAAACUGGGAGAGUGUGGACUAAUUGGCUUCUCCGAUUAUGUGUUCUUACUUACAGUACUCUCAACUCCUCCACGAAACUUUGAGAUAGCAUUUCGUAUGUUUGAUAUAAAUGGUGAUGGUGAGGUGGAUCAUGCGGAAUUUGCAAGGAUAAGUGAUAUACUACGUAACCAGACAAGUGUAGGAAAACGCCACAGAGAUCACGCUGUGACUGGAAACGUGGUUAAAGAUAUUGGGUCUGCAUUGACGACCUACUUCUUUGGUUCUGAUGGCAAAAAGAAACUGACAGUGCAGGAGUUUAUACAGUUUCAGAAGGAGUUGCAGAAUGAAGUUUUAAGGCUAGAGUUCAAUCGUUACGAGCCAGAGGAUGGAAAGAUCUCGGAGAGAGAUUUUGCAAAAAUGUUGCUCACUUAUGCCGGUUUUCCUGACAAGAAAAAGGCGCUGAUGAUACGCAGGGUAAAGAAAGCUUACAAAGAAGAGGAAGAUGCAAAGGGUGUAUCUUUUGAAGAAUAUGAGAACUUUUGGAAGUUUCUUCAAAAUAUUGCAGAUGUUGACACAGCUCUUAGUUUUUACCACUUAGCUGGUGUAUCAAUAGAUCAAGAAACAUUGAAACAUGUAGCUAAGACUGUGGUACAUGUGGAUCUGUCUGACCAUGUGGUGGAAGUUGUCUUCACUCUCUUUGAUGAAAAUGAGGAUGGACAGCUCAGUAACCGAGAAUUUGUAUCUGUGAUGAAACGACGACUGAUGCGUGGUCUUGAAAAACCAAAGGACACUGGAUUCACAAAAUUAGUCAAUUCUGUCUGGACUUGUACCAAAUCACAAACGAGAUCCUAUUUUGAAUAGCUUUAUUUAAUACAUAUAUAGACUUUAGUUUUUGAAAUUUGAGCUGCAUCAUAACAAAAGAUACUUUGGUAGGAAAAUAAUGUUAAUUAAGCCAGAAACGGAGGUUUAGCAAUUUGGAAAGCUGUUCAGUUUUGACCAAAACUUACAAGCUAGGUAGAUGGGGAAAAUAUAUUUUGAUACUUGACCUUUAAUAAAUCAUUUAUUACCAUUGAUUUUUAUAUAUUGUGAAAAGUUUAAGACUAAUUUUUAAAAACCUUCUUUUUUCAAAAUUAUUUGUGAAGUUAAAAAUUUGUCUAAAUCUAGUGUAAAUGUCAUUUGGGUUUUUUUUCUCAAAAAUUGUACCAAUAUAGUAAGGGUCCCAAUAAAAAUAGCUAUGAUACCAAUAUUUCUAGAGCUUUAUAAUGAAGUUCAUAUUACUUGAAGAUAUGAGAGAAAAUUUAUAUCUUAUUACUAUCUCAUCCAGUAGAAAUGUCCCAUCAGGGAGACAAAAUAGCGCAAGAAAAAAAACCCCAACUAACCCCAACUGCUGGAGUCCUGACAACUAUGUUAUUGUCAUUUACUUACCUUGUUUGAAUUGUGGUAGUGUGCAGUUGAUAUGGGCAUCUUGUGUAUAGACAUUAUCAAGACUGGGUUUAACUCCUUGAACAAAAAUUGUGAAAAAGUGAUAUUUAUAUGUAUGUCUGGUCGCAGCCAGUAGCAAAGACAUUUGUAAACUACUGGUUCAUAGACAAAACACGACAUUAGAUAAAUCAGAUAAUUACGCAAGUAUCAUUUACAAUGUUUUGUCUUGAUGCAGUUCAUAGGUCAUAAAUUAGGGAUGAAGAGUUCAGCAAAAAUUAUGUAUUUUUCUGUCAUACAUUGUUAUGAAUUAAUUCUCAGUUAUGGAAAUAUUUGUUGUUACUGUUAUUUCAUACUAAAGGGCAUUCUGUGUAUGCUUGAAAAUACUGAAAAUGGUUGGAGAUAAAUAAAAUUUUGUUGAUCUGACUUUUUGCUUCAGGAAGUUUUAAAUCAUAUGUAAGGUGUAUUGAAGUAUGCAAAUAUAAACUGGAACUAACUACUUAGAUUUUAGAAUGAUAAAGGGUGCUCUAGUAUGAAAAUGUACAAACAUGUAUACAUGGGGUCUGUUUUAUGCCAUGUUAUUUUGUUAUUUAAGCAAAAGUAAAGCAUUGACAAAGUUGACAGUUUGUAGAAACGUAGUGUAUGUUAAAAAAUAUCUAUAUGGUUUAUCUAUUUACAGGUAGUCUCUCAUUUGGGCAUUGUCAUUGAAGAAUGUAAAUUUUGUCUUGCAUGUUAACAUCGCAAAUACAUUUAAUAUGUUAAGUAUUGAAAGUCAGUUGUUUAUCUCCAUGCUUUUUUUUUGCUUGACACAUACUUGUUACCAUUUUUUUGUAAGUAAAUCACAAUGCAUAAAGAAACAUCUUUUGCAAAUGAAUUUAUUUCCAUAUUUUUAUGUAUUCCAGCUCUUUAAUAUUUGUUUCCAUAUAGAAUGUGAUGCAUAAGUGGGUUUCCAUGUAAUCAUCCAUAAGCAAUUCCUACCAUACAACUUUUUGCAGAGUUGAUCACUUACACAGAAAGCUUUUGUACGAAUUGCUCCUACCUUUCUUUAUAUUUCCAUUGCAUAGUUUUGAAAUAGCACAAACUAUCGCAUUGAUAUAGACUAUUAUCUCCCUUUACUAAUUACCUCUUCAAUUAUAAAUUCAUGAUUAUUUACAGAUCAGCUAUUUGCAAUGAUCAGAUAAUAACUUACAGUGAUCAUGUGGUAACCUGCAGUGAUCAUGUGAUAACUUGUAGUGAUCAUAUAAUAAUUUGCAGUGAUCAUGAUAUAACUUGCAGCGAACAUGUAAUCACUUGCAGCGAUCAUAUAAUAACUUAAAGUGAUCAUGUGGUAAUUUGCAGUGAUCAUGAAAUAACUUGUAGUAAGCAUGUAAUAACAUGUAGUGCCCAUAUAAUAACUUGCAGUGAUCAUGUGGUAACUUGCAGUGAUCAUGAAAUAAUUUGCUGUGAUCAUAUUACUUGCAGUGGUAAUGUGAUUACUUGUAGUGAUCAUUUAAUAACUUGCAGUGAUCAUGUGGUAACUAAGUAAGCUGAUGAUCACUGCAAGUUAUUCAUGAUCAUAUGAUUACUUACUGUUAUUCAGGGCCAGUGAUAGUUUCUGGUUGUUUAUGCUUACCAAUAAGGAAUGUUACAUACCUGUAAUUGGGAAGAAUAUUCACACCUUAUAGUAUUUUACUUAUGCAAAUUUCUAUGAGAAAUGUAGCCUUAGUAGUAGAAAUCGUACAGUCUCACAAUAAUAUGACGACUGAAAUAAAUACAGGACUUUAUAGUUUUAUAUUUUGAAUAGUUCUUCUUUGUAGGUAAAGAAUGUUGUAGAGCAGUGGGGAAAAGACAUCUAGUUAUAGUUUCUGAUAAAAUAUGGAUUUUUGAUGUAAUUUAGAUUUUAUUGAUUUUUAGUUUUUGUUACUAAGGGUAUUGUUGAUAUAAGAGCAGAGUCUCACAACAUAUCAAAAACAAUUGAAAUGAUGUUUGUUUACAAUGUUCAUACAUGUUUAAAAAAUUUGAAUGGGCCAUUGAUAUGUGAUUACAGAUUCUUGUAAAUAAUAUGUUUGCUCCUUUUAUGUUUAGAUUUGAGAUAUAGGGUGUAACUAUUAUUACUUAAAUUUUAUCAUCUAUCCCUAAAAAAAAACUACCAUUUCUUUUCUUUUUAUCCAUAGCCCUUGAAUAAAGUUACGAUUAUUUCACAAUUGUUUACAUAGCCCUUAAAAAAGAGCUACUAAAUAUUACUUUACAAUUUUGUCAAAUAUAGUAAGACAAACUUACCGUCCAUGUUUUUGGGAAUAGGAGUAUUUACAACAGUGUGUCCAUUUAUUAAAGGUCUGCUUGCAUACACUUGAUGUUACAGUUGUAAAGAUGCAGUUUGAAACAGAUGUUUUACUUUUAACUCCAGUGUACCAUAAAAAUGAGAUCAAGUUACAUUAAUGGAUUCAAUUAAUUUAAUUAUUUGUAUUUUGUGGCUUGUUAAAACUGGGUUGAGGUAUGAGAAUAUAAAAAAAGGUUACACAAUUGCAUCAUUUGAUUUUGCUGCUGUUUCUGCCUUUGCGACUAGUGUAGAUCAUGAUCAGCCUGCUCAUCUGUGCAGUCUGAUCAUGAUCUGCACUUUUCACCAUUCAGACAGCAUCUUUUUGGUAAGCACCCCUUUUAAAAGUUAAUGGUACUGUCCAAAUUGAAUAAUGAACAAGUUCAUUAUAGAAAUUUAGUAGGGUAAGGGUAAAGAUUCAGUUUGUUUGAUUCAACCUGUUGACUGAUAAGCUGUUAUACUAAUUCUCUAACAUGAAUGGUAUUGUACCUAUGGAAUUCAAUAUGGUUGAAUAUAAUAAAUGUCUAAAGUCUUAUUCAUAACAAAAAUUUGAUGUAAAAUGGAUUCUUUUUCAGUUCAAAUAAAAUAAAAUUAAUAAAUAAUUGUUUGUAUGAAAAAUGAUGAUAGUAUUUGAUAUAUAUCAAGGCAAGAUCAACAUCAUCUUAAGGUAUUGGACCCGUAAUAGAGUAUCUCCUUUUUGAAGAGUAUUCAAUUCCUACCAUAAACCUACUUUGACUGCAGUUUUCAGGGGGGCGUAGGUUCAAACCCCACCGGGACCAAAUUUUUUUUUCCAUGUUUUCUUCUUUUCUAGUAAGUUUUUACUUUUUCAAGACUAAUCAUGGAUGAAUUGUAAAAAAGUGGAAAAUUUUCAUUUUAAAAGCGAUUUUUUGCUGUUCAAUGUGAAUUUACCUCUGAAUCAGGAGGGGUAGACUUAGACAUCUUUAAAAAAUACUGAGUUACGUGCGGUAAAAGUUCUCUAUUUUGCCUUCAUUCUUUAGACUACAUAUUGUGGAAGAAAUGCAGGUAGGUUUUAUUAUUGCCCCAAGGUUAUUUUUGAAUGAAGUGAGCAAAAUUCAAAACAGACCCACAGGAUUCGACCUUAAUUAUUCAAUGUUGGAGUUAGAAUUUUGUCUCAUUAAAUCUGUUUACUUGAGGCACCCUAGACAAAAAUGAUUUUUACAGUUUUAUUUUGUGUUUUAUAAUUGUUUAACAAUAGUUUGAUGUUUCUGUUAUCAAAAUUAAUGCUGUAAUGAAUUCUCUGCAAACGUUUUAGAUAGUGGCCAUCACAUUGAAUUUUGUCUCCUCUUCAGCGUGAGGAAAUACCAUAAAUUAUACAAAAUUUACAAAAAAGGGCAUGGUAAAAGUUGUUUAAAAUUUGCAACACAGUGUGAAACAUGGUCAACUUUAAGAAUAUACCAAGCAAAUGCCAUUUCUUAAACAUUACUAUUAGGGGUCCAAUACCUUAAUAUUUUAUAAAUUUGUACAGUAAUGUAACAAAGCCUUCUUUGUGGUUUUAGUUGAAGAAACUACAAGAGCUCCGUAAUACAAUCUAAGAGCUUCAAAUCAUCUUGAAGAAAUAUACAGUUCUAAGUGGGGCAGUUGUUAAUGAUUUAUUCAAAUGUAGUAUAAUUUAUUUAGAUGUUUUUUACAGUCAUAUCCUUUAUUUACCUAUGAUCUGUUUCUAUUAAAAGCUACAACAAAACA